AUGAUCAAGAGGUGUUGGCUGGAACAAACAAAGACCGCAUACCGAACAUGUGAAAGUGUUCUCGAAUCGGCACAACUCCAUGUCAAGAACCUCCAUCAACACCGCGAGUACCUUGCCAGAUUGCGAUACGGAGGUAAUUGCUCGGCUUGUCUACUGGAGCCUUGGACGCACACACUACCGUGCAAACACGGGCUCUGUACCUUGUGCUUGCGGGCUUGCGACGGCAAGGAAACGGAUGGAUGCCGUAUAAUCGUGAACGAGUGUCCCGUUUGUGAGCUGAGCGUCGGAUCUAGAUGCAUCCGAAAAUUUAUCCCACCGACUGCAACAUUGCGCGUCCUGGCCCUCGACGGUGGCGGCGUCAAAGGCUUGGUACAACUGCAGGUUCUCCAAUACCUUUGUGACGAGAUCGGGCUACGCGACACCGUGCACAUAUCUACCUUUUUCGACCUCAUGGUUGGCAGCAGUAUAGGUGGUAUAUGUGCGUUAGGUCUUGGGACUAGGAAAUGGUCGCUAGAGGAGUGCAGAAUGAAGUUUCUCAAGUUCACCGAGCAAAUCUUCGCCCCGAAAAGCUGCUUCGGCAGACUGCUGUCUCGUUUCACUGGUGGCUGGUUUGCUAUACUAUCUAACGUAGCCAAACUCAUAUUUUUCGAUAGCAUAUACGAUUCGGCUCCGAUUGAGACGAUUCUUCAGGAAAGCUUUGGCGAAACCUCACUCAUGAUACAAAGUGAUCUGGAACACCCAACCAGAGUUGCUGUCGUUGUCAAUCAAGCAUCCACCUCCGGACCAACGGUGUUUGCCAACUAUAACAAGUCGCGUCACAGUAAGAAUGGAGCUUACAUGUGGCCAGCGAUGGAUAGUCUUUACCGGUCGCUCAAGAUAUGGGAAGUAGCUCGCGCGACAUCGGCCGCACCAGGGUUCUGGGAUACCAUCACACUGCUUGGUAGCGCAUACCAAGAUGGCGGACUGAGCCACAAUAAUCCAUCUGCCAUUGCGAUCAGCGAGGCCAACGUGCUG
Aureobasidium melanogenum CBS 110374 is the source of this 1014-nucleotide messenger RNA. Its product is annotated as FabD/lysophospholipase-like protein. The record is from RefSeq and is a predicted model, not a curated record. Gene Ontology annotation, cellular component: membrane. The annotation marks the transcript as partial. The transcript is spliced from 4 exons. Gene Ontology annotation, biological process: arachidonate metabolic process. Lineage: Eukaryota; Fungi; Ascomycota; Dothideomycetes; Dothideales; Saccotheciaceae.